AUGUCUUCUAUUUCAGAGAAUCAAAAGGAGCGCCUUGUAAAGUCACAGAUAAAACAGCACAUUACAAAAAUAUUGACAGCAAUUCUUAAUUGCUCAACUAUUAUGCCCUUCAGAUGGGCCGCUAAUAAGUUUUUGUGUUUUUUCUGCUGUUGUUCCUUCGUGGACUGUUCAAAACUUAAAGAACACAACAAAGAGGAGCAUUUUGAAGCUAAAUUAGAUAAUUUAGUGAAAGAUUUGGUUCCCACUUCAAUAAUAAAGCUAGAUAUAUCGGAUAUUUCUUGUAAACUGUGCCCAAAGCCUGUUCCGACUUUAUCAGAAUUCUUACAACAUGUCACUGAAAAACAUGAAUUUAAGUUUGAGGGUCAGUCUCAUGAUAACUUCUUCUCUUUCAAAUUAUCCGACGAUGGUCUCAACUGUCUCGAAUGUGGACAAAGUUUCAGAUUUUUUGGACCACUUUUGAUACAUAUGAAUAAAUACCACGCUAAAACGAAUCGAUUUCUAUGUGAUAGUUGCGGUCAAGGCUUCAUAGCGAAACGAAAUUUACGCAGCCACAUCAGAGUCCAUAAGAGCUUAAAUUCGAUGGACAGCGAUGGAAAAGCCGAUGAGAAAUGCAAGUGCCCGAAGUGUCCAGAAAUAUUAGACACCAAAUACAAGAGGCGUCAGCAUUUGGCUAUCGUACACAAUGAUAGCAGCAAAAAGUUUUCAUGCGACGCAUGCUCUAAGCUGUUUUUCCUUAAAAGCAGGCUGGUGGAACACAAAUUGAGGGUGCACGUCAAAGAAAAAUUCUUCACCUGCGAAAUUUGCGGCUUCAAAGUAUUCAACAAGGAUCAGUUAACAAAACACAAAGUGAAACACGACGACACAAGACCAUUUCAGUGCGAAAUAUGCGAGAAAUGCUUUCAAAGGAAGAAAACUCUAGAAUUUCACAGGCGAAUACACACAAAUGACAAACGGUACGCUUGCAAGGACUGCGACAAAGCCUUCGUUCAAUUCACGAGCCUAAAAUCCCAUAUAAGAGUACAUCAUUCUCACAAUGAUAAAGAAGACUGA
Molecule: messenger RNA, 1050 nt
Organism: Danaus chrysippus (African queen)
Lineage: Eukaryota; Metazoa; Arthropoda; Insecta; Lepidoptera; Nymphalidae
Source: the annotation of a GenBank genome assembly